AUGUGUCGGCGAUGCACUAGAAUCCUGAGCAUUCGGGAGGAUCGUUGUGUAGCGUCUACGGCCUCAAAGGCUCUCCUUGGACAAAGACGACGUGGGCAAUCUCUAGAUCUUCUCGCAAAGUCUAGAGAUCAAUGAAGUGGGUCGUCGAAUCGUCUCCAGUGGCUGUCACCCGGUGGAGUAGAAAAACGGCAACUUUGCGACUCUCCGGCGGCUGUCACCCAACAGAGAGGCACUAGAUGGAGGUGGGGCACGUGUCAGGGAGUUUCAUCCUUAGGUCCGCGCAGCAAGAGGAAGCUCUUCAUCGCAUCUGGUACACUCUCAAGAGGUGGCGACUGGUCUCCCGGCUUAUUCCUUCACCGGCGAUCUACAGGAAAGUCACGAUAAUCAAAUAAAAAUAUAUGAAUUUUGACUCUAGAAGGAUUCAAACCCGCGUCGGUCGCUUGCCUGUGAAGAAGGUGUGACGCAGGUUUAGUCCCACAUUGGUUGUGCGCCGAUUUUUUGGGCGAAUAUAUAGUAAUAUUAACUUUGCAAGCAAAGUCCCUUCUCUCGCGUGUACGACAACUCCUUGCCCCACAGCCGGCUGGCCACCAGUGACGUGGAAGGGGAGUGGCACACACGUGCUCCUAUCGGUCUAA
Molecule: messenger RNA, 635 nt
Organism: Spirodela intermedia
Lineage: Eukaryota; Viridiplantae; Streptophyta; Magnoliopsida; Alismatales; Araceae
Source: the annotation of a GenBank genome assembly